This is a messenger RNA of Carlito syrichta (Philippine tarsier), 648 nucleotides long. RefSeq names its product lymphocyte antigen 6 family member G6C (gene LY6G6C). The transcript is spliced from 3 exons. Gene Ontology annotation, cellular component: protein-containing complex; external side of plasma membrane. The coding region runs from base 171 to 548 and encodes 125 amino acids. NCBI's taxonomy places the organism in Eukaryota, Metazoa, Chordata, Mammalia, Primates, Tarsiidae. The record is from RefSeq and is a predicted model, not a curated record.
CUAGUCAGCUGUGUGUAUAAAUGUAGAGGGAGGGGCUACCAGAGGCAGGGUGGGGAGGAGCCUUGGGGAUUAUAAAUUCCAAAAAGGGCACUCAACUCCCAGAGCCAGAUCCUCGAAAAUCUACUCCAUCUGCUGCUGUUGAGGCUGCUACUAUUCUCAGGACCCUCACCAUGAAAGGCCUUCUGCUGCUCAUUCUGUCUGCUCUGUUCUGCUGGGUCUCAGCUGACAUUCGCUGCCACUCCUGCUACAAGGUCCCUGUGCUGGGCUGCGUGGACCGGCAGUCCUGCCGUCUGGAGCCUGGACACCAAUGCCUGACAACACAUGUGUACCUCGGUAAGAUGUGGGUUUUCUCCAACCUGCGCUGUGGGACUGCAGAGGAGCCGUGUAAGGAGGCCUUCAACCAAACCAACAACAAACUGGGCCUCACCUACAACACCACCUGCUGCAACAAGGACAAUUGCAACAGCCCGGCCCCCCGGCCCACCCCAGCCCUGGCCCUUGUCUUCUUCACCUCCUUAGCUGGUCUUGGCUUCUGGCUGCUGCACUGAGACCUACUCCAUGGUUGCCCCUCCUCUACCUGCCUUAGCCUGAGCCUAUCUUCCUGUGUCUGUCUCCCCAGCUUCCUGAAAUGGUCUCUCCCUAGCUCCC